UGUGGCACACGCAGCAGCAGCAGCAGCAGCGGACGGAUACACAGCAGCAGGACGCAGGACGCAGGACGCAGGGGGACACUCGAGCCUCUUCACUCUUCGUUUCCCUCAUGCUCGUCUGCGCGUCGCUCCUUCUUGUGGUUCCUCCGCAUGUCUCGUCCAGGGCAAAGUGGACUUUUUACUGUACCCGUGUUUCCCUCCCGUCUUCAGGUUGAUCUGAAACACACCGAGGUUUAAAAUGAACGAAGGACCCGAGACCAACUUGACUCAACUCUACGACAACUGGACAUUUUACAACACCCCCGUGGAGUCGGCCGUCCACAGGAAAAACAUCACCUACGUUGGAUUUUACCUGCACCAGCCGUCCAUCGCAGCCAUCUUCAUCGUGUCCUACCUGCUCAUCUUCCUCGUGUGCAUGGUGGGGAAUGGAGUGGUGUGCUUCAUCGUGCUGAGGAGCAGGAACAUGCGGACUGUCACCAACUUGUUCAUUCUGAACCUGGCUGUGAGCGACCUGCUGGUGGGGAUCUUCUGCAUGCCCACAACUCUCCUCGACAACAUAAUUACAGGAUGGCCCUUCGGAAGCCUGGUCUGCAAGAUGAGUGGCAUGGUUCAGGGGAUCUCUGUGUCAGCAUCCGUCUUCACCCUGGUGGCCAUCGCUGUGGACAGGUUCCGAUGCAUCGUCUACCCGUUCAAGCAGAAGCUGACCAUAUCCACAGCCACCUUGAUAAUAGUCGUCAUCUGGGUUCUGGCCAUAUCCAUCAUGUGUCCCUCUGGGGUGAUGCUACAGGUGACCAGGGAGCAAACCAUCCGGGUGCUGCUGGGCUACGACAACAAGACCAGUCCGUUCUAUUGGUGCAGAGAGAACUGGCCCAACCAGGAGAUGAGGAAGAUUUACACCACCGUCCUGUUUGCAAACAUCUACCUUGCUCCUCUUUCCCUCAUCGUGAUCAUGUACGCCCGGAUCGGCAUCACGCUUUUCAAAACGGCGGUCACCUCGGAGGGGAAGCCGGGGCACAACAACCGCCACACCGUGUCCAAGAAAAAGCAGCGGGUGAUUAAAAUGCUUUUGAUAGUUGCUCUGCUCUUCAUCCUCUCCUGGCUGCCUCUGUGGACCCUCAUGAUGCUGAGCGACUACGCCAGCCUGACCGAGCAGCAGUACAGGAUCAUCAACAUUUACAUUUACCCCUUUGCCCACUGGCUGGCCUUCUUCAACAGCAGCGUCAAUCCGAUCAUCUACGGUUUCUUCAACGAGAAUUUCCGCAGCGGAUUUCAAGCUGUGUUCAAGUUCAGCCUGUGCACGGCGGACGGACAGCUGAGGAAGACCUACUCGCACAGGCUGCAGGGGAACUCUGUGCUCCCAGCCAACAACGCACAAUCCUCUCUGGAGCCUAUCUCGCUCAACAGCCUGGACAAGAGCACCUCCAGGCGGCUCAACCACAUCAACGAGCAGGACUUGGUCAUGGAGGAUCUGGAAAAGGCGUCUUGCAGCAGCGGGGGUGUGACUGCGGUGUCCAUUUGAGCAGACACAGACUGUCUUAAAAAAGGUGAGGAGCAAAGUCCCCUGAGUGGACGUCGACUGCAGGUCUCCACUCGAAAGGUUUUAGAAACACACGUUUACAUGUAACUUGUGCAAGGCUAUUUUAAUACUGUCAAGAAAAGCAGGAAGAACGCAAGAAAAAACAUUUACGUCUAAUUAUUUUGACCGCUCUGCGCCACGUAGACAAUUAACACAGCAGCGGGACUUCAGUGUUUGUCCCUGAAAUACAGACAAAACAUUUCUAUCUGAAAGAAAAACACUGUAUUAGUUUAUUUGAGGCACAAAAUGUGCCCAACUUUCAAAGCUCCAGUUGUUCAGUACAUAAUCAGUUAGGACUGGUGAACACGGCAUUGAUAAGCUACUGUCGGGCUCUUAUGAAAACUCUUAUGAAAACUCUUAUGAAAACUUGUUUGUAUAAAUGUAUAAAGAUGCAUCAAACACACGGAUGUACUGAGACGUUUGCAGGGCAGAUUUCAAAAGUAAAGUAACUCCUCUAAUAUUAUUCUAUGGAUUAAUUUCCUUGUAUAUUCGCACAAUUGAUGGAACAAAGAAUAUAUUUUUAAACAAGGCUACAAGUCAAAAAGGGCUCAAACAUCAAAUCACAGCAAGAGAUUGAGGUAAAACAAACCUUCAGGUAACUUUUAUCGAGGCCGUUCAGAACAAUGACUUUCAGCUGAAACUUUAUUUCAAGAGAUAGAACCUGAGGAGGAUGCUGAACCAACCAAGUCUUUUGUUUUGGUGUUACAUCUUUGUUGUUCUCCCUGAUUCCAGAGGAGCAGCAGCUCGGCACCCCCCCAAUCAACACAAUGGAGCCUGAUUACUUCACAUUAUUUCCUCUUCAUUACUUUAGUGUGACCUUGGGUUUAAGUUUGCAGCUCUGUGGUUAACGGGGGGGAUUCAUUUGUUUUGAUGAUCGGUGAAUAGGGACGAAUCUGUCCUGCCAACAUAGUUUUCAGUCGAGAGAGGAGCAGUUAACGUCACAUUUGUGAUGUCGCUUGAAGAAAUGAGAGUUAUUAGAAGUUAUUUCUACAGCUACGUUAGACUCACAACAGCUCAGAUCGGCUCAACUGGGAUUUCAACCAAUAUCAACCUUUAUUACAAUGUUUGAGAAAAAUGAAAUCCUGAAUCCAAACCUUGAUCCGCAACGACCAUUAAAUGACUCAAAUCCUUUUUAGUAGUUUCUGCGUACUCUUGAUUACAAACCAUGAAAAGAUUUAAUUAAAAAACAGUAACCCAGAGUCAAUUAGUUGUUAUCUCUGAGUUAAAAUACUUGACUUUAAAACUGCAGUUUAUUUAAUAAUAGAACACGCACAGCCUAUAUCAACUCAGAAACCAGAUGAACUCAAAGGGUCAAUUCUGCUGUGACACUACUCAUUAGUAUGUUUUUGUCUUUUUUUAAAUCAGGCCUCAGAGACACGGAGACGAGACAGUGAUUGUAUGUGAAUCCCUCCAGGCUUUUAUUCUGAAAUCUGCACUGUAAACUCGUACAUAAAAAAGGUGUAACGAUGCAGGAGUUAAACUUUUGUCUCUUCAUGAAUAUGUCAUGAGCUAUGAAUGUGCCACGUGCAUCUCAGAUGAACUGUUUCUGUUAUCUUGUGUUUCUCUAUGAACGGUGUCGUGCUGUCGACACAGGGUCCGCGUGUCGUCUGCUGUAAAUAUGUUCUACUGAGUCUCAAGCUUAGAUUACAAGUGAUGAUGUGAAUCUCUGUGUCUGUGUAACUAUUUGGUAAAUUCUGCCGUGUGUUCAAAGGAGUUUUACAUUCUUUAAGUCUCUGCUGUUGGCGGCGUCUUACUUUUUAUUUUGUUUUUUUUUAAAAAAGGUGCACGUGUUAAAAAACGUGCGUCGAAAAGACGUAAGAAAAAAGAAACGUGAGCAACAUUAUCGGCUAAAUGUUUCAAACCACACUUUGGUACCUUGACAGAUCGAAGGGGUGCAACGUCAGGAACACCCUGGACUCUGGACUGGAUUAGUUAUUGAUUCAUAUUUAGGUUCUGAUCGAUCUGUACUGCUUCGUAAGGAAGAGGCCUUAUAUUAGGAAAAUGAGUUGCACAGAAUGAGGUCGUAUUCAGUGACAAGAAGCAACAGGGCGAUGACUUCAGUGGAGAGCUGCUCCAAAAAGAGCAAAUAGACUCGGGGAUGCAAGAAUAUAAAAAAAUGUAUAUCAACACAAACAGAUUUGAGUCAGAUUUUGUUUGCCAAACUGUGGGAGUGCUAAAUAAUGUGUCAUGCAUCAUGAAUGAUCCCCAAACAUCCAGCUGGAAGUUGACUGCUGCCAUAUGGUUGCUGUACAGUUAUCACAUAUUAAUCUCAAGUCCACUUUUCCACGAGUCAGCUUGAAAUGACCAACAGGAACAUCCAGUCAUACACAAAGGAUUCUUUACCUCGUACCACAAAGUACCGACACUGUGCCAAACUACGUAGCAUGUAUUUUAAAAGUGGCGUUCUGGAAACUAAAAAGGCAGUGAAGCCUUUUCUACACCGCUGGAUAUUUCUGAAACCCAUAAUUUAAAAAAAAAAAUCUCAAUAUCAACGACAACGAUCUGUCAAACAGGCCCGAAGGUAGAUACCAGAACAUCAGCGAGGCCUGUGAAUGUCAGUGACGCUUCAUCUAGCUUCUAACUUGUAAUCAGACACGGCAGUGGAGAAACAGAUAUGUUAUCGUCGUAGUUACCGAUCAGCAGCAAAUGUUAGAAAAACCCAUUGAAGCGUUUUGUGGUCCAGCAGCAGAUUGUAUCUGUGUGAGUUGCUGAGAGAAGUUCUGCUCUGAACUCACAAGCCGAGUCUGGAAAAUACUCCACAACCGGCACUAGAGAUGUGUCACCAGCAUCAGUUUGUGACAAGGUGUCUCCAAAGUGUCUCCACGUCCAGGUCAGUGGACACACCUACACCUGGUCUGUCAAAUCAAGUGGACUUCAUAUUUUGUCGUUGCACAAAAAAAACAAAACAAUUUCCCACUUUUUCCAAAUGGCUACUUCCUUUCUGCUGACUGGUGCAGAGCCGCAGGCGUUUCAAUCCCGCUGAGAUUCAUGUUCUCUGGAAUGAGUCACAAAACAGUCGCAGUAGUUUGAAUUUAAAGCACCGCACGGAUCACACAGCACAUUUCCAUCCGGGGACCUCCAAGAUAUUUACAGUUUCCCCAACACCCACCGCUCUUCACUCACACCCUUGUUCUUUGUGCUCAGAACUCAUUCUGCUAUGCAACGUCUCUGCGUCCGCCAACAGGGCCGUGACCUCCGCGGAGACGAGGGUUCGUGUCCCCAAUUCGAGUGCAGCUAUGUGACGUGUUAACAUUUUCGGCAGCGACUCUGAUUUGAUCCCUUUCUGCAGAGUUCACGUCCUCUGAAUACCGCUGCUCACUCAGGCUCGGAGUGUUGUAGUCUAUUAUUCGGGCAGAAUUUACCAUCCUGUGAAUUUCUGGUUGACUGACCAUCUGGAGACCUCGUUUACAUAUCCAGUUAUAAUUGGAUUUAAUUCCCCCUCCUGCCUCCGAACAUACUGAGUGCAUCUGUGAGGGUUGUGACGUCAGGCUGCAGAGCUGCGGGCCGCGGCUUAUCGCUGGGGUUUGAUGGCGUUUCACUGUAAUCUGCAUCGCUUCUGAAUAUUAAAUCUAAUGAACGCAUAAACAGACCCCUGACGAGAACACGAUUUAAUCCCCUGGAUCUGGACUUUUGUUUGGAUCUGCACCAAAUUACACACAAUUAUAAAAAUCACUCGCACAAUAAAUACGCCUCAUAUUUGGCAUCAAGAUCCAUGAAUUAUGUAAAUCUGUUUUUUGUUUUUUGUGUUAUCCUGCAAACAAACAAACAACAAACCGGAUUAGAUGGAUAAAUCGACCAUUUGGCGUAAAAAAUAUCCGGUUAUUUUACCAACUUCCUCAUUCCAUCAAAUGUGUCAAACUGCAUAAUUCAGUCUUUUAGUCUCAAAGCAACACUUUGCAACUUUUACUUUCCACAAGUGGUGAUUGAUUCUGUUGGUCUCUCACGGAACGCUGGAUAUUACCCAUGAUCCUCUGCUUCCUGACCCAGAAGAGCUGCAGCUGUAACAAAUCCACCAAACUCUGUUCAGAAUUCUUCAUGUUUUAACAGUUUCCUGCUGAAUAUUGGAGAUAAACUCUGGUUUUUUAAUAACGUCUGAGUCUUUUUAACUGAUCGACAGUUCAGCUCCACUCUUCGACUUGCUGGAGCUGAUUGUGACAGUUGAAGCUGUGACUCUCACGCUGCUUCCAGACACGACCUGAACUCCUGCAGAGCCUGUAUGUGAGAACACAAAUCUCCGAGUCAGUUGCUCAGUUGACAUCUUUCUGACAGCCCCUUGGUCAAACGUCAGAAUGAGCCCAUUUGAGAAUACAGCAGGAAGUCGUCUGGAAAAUUCACAGCGAGCGAGUGGGCGUAAAGCUUUUUUACGUCCACAUUGUCCUGUUGCAGCGUCUGACCCAGACUUUCUCCUGCUGCGUUUAUGCAAAAGGCAAAAUCACCGAGCAGACGCUCAGGGUGAGGAGUGGGAAAGAAAGAGGAAACAUUCUCCAUAUUCACAGUCACUCAACCAUCAGACUCGUUUUAAUCGAGCUGCUGUUUCAGGUCAGAAGGUUGCAUAGUGUUGCUUUAAUGCUCAAGACAUGUGCGUCGGUACUCGUCUAGUUUAAAAGGUUCAGGUCUGAGCUCUUCUCCCGACAUCAGCAUUUCCUACAACACAACUUCUAAAGCAAAGAGGAAUAAAAGUGACGAUAAGCAAAAGGUUCAUUUUCACGACAAACGUUUGAACAUCUUCACCCGUGUUCUCUUCAUUCUCUCACCGGGCUCUCGACGACCUUCUCAGAAGUGCUUGUGACCUUCACCACCACAACAGAGACACUCAGCACAAACCACAUGUUUAGCUGUGACACUUCAGUAUUGAAUGUAAUGAAUUUGUACUUUUUGUGCCUGUGGUGAAAAACACUUUUUGCUUCGUUCUUUUUUUAUUUAUUUUCUGAAGUAUGACUGACGUAUACUGUGAACUUUCCUUUCAGGGCCUCGAGACUCUCGGCACCUUUGUGUCGUCUGCAUGUGAAUAGCUCGUGUAACAGCAUGUCUGGUUUUGGUGUCUGCACCUAUAUGUUCUUAAAUGAUGUUAAAUGACGAGUUCAAAGAUUUAUUUGCUGGGACACAGAUUACAGAUAGUUUUUUUUAUGGAAAAUAACGACGUUAGCAGUGUCCUAUUUAAUUGUGAAGGGCUAUUCAUCACAUUAAAUCUAUUACCUCCGUGAUUGUCUGCACAAAAUACAUCUGCAAGGUUCAUAGAAAAGGUUCUGAGCCACUGCUUUGUGGCUUUACUGGUAUAAAGACUUUCCUGUGCACAUGAUGUCAAGUCAUUAAUUUGUACAAAAAGAGUGGAUGAGAGUUUAAUUAGAUUUUAAAAUGAUGAAAGCUGAGCCUCCUAUUUAUUAAAUCAUUUUUCCAAAAGCUUUUGCACCAAAUCUCUGAUACACUGUGGGAAAAAAAAACUUUGCCUGAUGGAAAUAAUUGGUACAUGAAUUAUAAUAUUAUAUUCACCUGAUAGAGGAAACACAAGUUUCUGACUUUAUUGAUAUUAUACAUGUAAAUCUGACUGCACGUCAACACAUGUCCUGCCUCAUUGGAGAAAGCAGCCCUCUGUUUAACAUAUUCAUUUUAAUAUAAUAUGUCGAAUUAUAUUAACAUUCAUAAUUUUUAACGCCACAAAACUUUGCAAUACAAACAAGAUUUAAUAACGUUAAUGAACUUUUUACUCUGAACACAAGGCAAAACCCAGCUUUCAUCUGUUACAGGAAUCUAACCAGUGAUGUGCAACAACAGUUUGUUAACCCGGUGUUGUGUUGAAGCCGUCUGCACUAAAGUGCGUCGACGAACUCGCUCCACAAAUUAAUAAGAGGGCUGCGUUUGUCUCAUAGGACCGUAAAUAAAAGAUGGACGACGUGGUCGCCACCAUCCUGGAUACGAACGCUGCCGUCUUGGGCCAAUGGUGACGCAGAACCGAUCGGGGGAUAGCGUCGCAAUACCGUGAACACGCUUAUACACGUUUGGCCCAUGUCCCGUCCACCAACAUGGAGGAGGUGGGAUUAUUGAGAUGCUUUGGCUUUCACGUCGUCCAUCUUGAUUCACAGUCUGUUUUUUCUACACAUUCAGAACGUGGCCUUGCUGUGUUUACUGACUUCAAAAUAAAAAAUAAAAAACGCCAUAAAAAAAGUCGUUACAACGAGCAGAGAACAUUUGGAGGAAGCCGUGACUUUGCGAUGAAAUGUAGACGUAACCAUGACGUCAGCAACACACAGCGACGUGUUGUUAUUCACGUGUAAUAAAAUAAAACUGAGAGGGGGGGGGGGCGACGCAGAGCGAAGCCGUUUCCUCCAACAGGCUCGUUGGGUUCCAGAGCAGGUCGGAGUCGAUUUUCAUACCUUAACUGGAUUUUUUUUAAAGUGUGUUAGUACUUUCAUUUUUUUGCUGGUGUUGCCAUUUAGAUAAUAAUAUAAUAACUUAGUCUUGGCAUUUUCAGCUUAAUGUUUCCUGCAAACUGAUUUAAAACAGCUCAAUAAUCCAAUUUCAAUUAAAAAUAUGAAUAGGAAACUAACCACAAACGAGUUUCUUCCACGGUCACAGUAAUAAUACUUAUUAAAAUCAUGUACACUGGAAUGUUAAUGGGACGAUUCAACAACAGCUUCAUAUAAAUGUUUUAUUAAGAAUAAAGGUCACCGCUCCGAUAAUCACAUCCAUCUUAAUGUCAGUGAAUAAUUCACCUGGGUCAUGUGGAGGCGGAAUAAAACAUAAUGUGCCCAGAGGAAACGCAUUCAAGCCAGAUCCUCUGUCGACCAAGUAGGAGGAGGACGACCCUGGAAAUGGAGAAUCUAUUAAUAUCUGGUUGCGACUUUGAGGAUGAGCAACUCUAUAAAACAUCUAUUCUUCAUUGAAAUGUCCUUCAGCGAUCACAAGUUUUACUCUUUAGCUUAUUGUGACGCUCAAGACGAGGACAAACAUGUUGUUUGGUGAUGAUGUGGAUGGUGACAGUUGUCCUGACGUGCGCUUUCCUUUCCUAAAAGUUACUUCUCUCAAGAUCUGUGAACCACUGAACUCCAUCUUGCUUGUUUUAAACUAAUACAGGGUUAUUCUGAGACACUUUUCUGAAUAUUUUAUGGAUGAGAAAAGAUGGGAAUUUGUCAUUUACCUCCACAGGGAGCAGAGGUAACAACGAGGCUGCGUCGGAUUCAACAUAGUCCAAUAAAAAACGUAAUUUCAACUCCAAUCAUGCACUGGGAAUUACCUUAUCUUAUUUAUAGUAAAUUGAUUAUUUCUUAUCAAAGCACAAACUGCCAAAACAGACCAGACGAGCAGUACAACCAAGAAACGUGUUUAUUUAGUUUUAUGGAUUUAGUGAUUUAUACUCUGGAGGAGCCAAACUGCCAAAACCAACCAAUCCAUUAAACAGGCCCACCUUACUGACUUAUGUUAAAGAGAAAUGAAUGAAUGUAGAAAUACAUAAACAUUUCAAAACCAGAGUUACAGCGCGAGUCACAAGAAUAAAUGCAAUUUAUCAAAUCUUAAAUCUGAUAAUUCUCAGCAAUGUAAUUAAGAGAAAAGAGCCAAAAAUCAAUAAAAGCCCCUUUAUCACCAAACUCUAUUCAAGUCUUUUAUUCAUAUAUUUAAAUAUUUAUUUCUGCAUCCAUUUAUGGAUUUUAUUGGGUCGGUGAUAAUACACUUUGGCAGUUUCGGUCCUCGACACCACACAGCCUGCACCGUAAGUGGAGAAUCUGUGGUUUCUGACGCCAUGUUUCAUGUUCUCUGACUUCCUAACUGCUUCAUUCUCCGUCUAACUGCAAAAGCUUGACGCUUGCCUUCCGUCUGUCUGCUCCGUGCACAUUCAGUGACCAGAAGAAGAGAGCCAGACUCUGCUUAGUGUCACAUUGAACCAAGUCUAACCCUCACAGACCUUGAUUCUUUUUACAUGAAUACUCUUUGUACUGUGACAGGAUUCAUUGUUUUCUAGAAGAAGAGGUGACAUCUCUUUUCGUUGCAAGUUAAACUCACGGCCGGAUGUGUUAAAGCUGAAUUCUGUGCCACUUUGUUUGAGUCCCGUGUGUGUUUCUAUGUUUCUGUUCCGAGGGGCCUUGACGCCAGAUUCCAACAGAGGCGUUAAUUCUUUGUGGAAGUCUUUCAUUCCUUCGGUGAACCACUCGUCCUUUGAGGCUGGCGGGGAGUCUGCAACAUUUAUUCAUGAUGUCGCACAAUUCUAAUGAGAAAUUGAACUCUGGCACCGCCGGGCAUUAUGGGUAUAAAAGUCACGCUCUGGCACAUUCAUCUACCAACUGCUCCCUAACACUCACACUUCAAAUAUUCAUCUGUUCAGUAAUUGGGUUUGUGUUUUUGCAGGAGCAGAGGCUGAGUAUCGUCUGGUCACUGAGUGUACACGUUCUGAAAAAUACCUUUUGUUUGGAUAUUGUGCAGAAAGUAUCGGCUCUAAAAGCUGUGGUUGUGUUUAUGCCUUUUGAAAAACUGUCGAGCUCAUUUCUGUCUUGAUAUUUCAAUGUGCCCAAACUGUGAGAGGGCGCGUUUGUGUCAUUGUGAACAGCAAAAAUGUCCGAACGGUCAUUAAUAAAGAUAUGGGUCUUAACUCAUUAACAAUAAAGUACUAAAAUCUC
Messenger RNA from Hippoglossus stenolepis (Pacific halibut), 10179 nucleotides. RefSeq names its product neuropeptide FF receptor 2a (gene npffr2a). Bases 236 to 1516 code for a protein of 426 amino acids. Gene Ontology annotation, molecular function: neuropeptide receptor activity; opioid receptor binding; peptide binding. Lineage: Eukaryota; Metazoa; Chordata; Actinopteri; Pleuronectiformes; Pleuronectidae. The transcript has 4 exons. Gene Ontology annotation, biological process: regulation of adenylate cyclase activity; G protein-coupled receptor signaling pathway; regulation of cAMP-dependent protein kinase activity. Gene Ontology annotation, cellular component: membrane. The record is from RefSeq and is a predicted model, not a curated record.